UUUCUUUGGAUUAUUAUCCACCCAAUCAUUUUGUUUAUACACACACACACUGAAGUGAUAGUUGAAAGUUGGCCUAAUAAACUUGCACCUCUUUCUUUUCUGCCUACUUUGCUUCAAAACCAAAGAAAGUGUAGACAACAUGAGUAGAAGAAGCAUGCCUGCAAAAUUGUUGCUCACAACUUUGUAUAUCCUCUUGGUGUCUCUUCCUAUUCACAUGUCACCACAUGAUGUUAACAUAGACACACACAAAUUCAGAAGUAGUAGUGGCCACAGAAGCAAAACUGUUGGUGGUGGCUCAGCCAAAGGUUGCAACAACAACCAAUUUGACACAAACACAACACCAUGUCAAAAAUCGACAACCAUUCAAGCAGUUCCAGCUUCUUCACCUCCCCUUGUGUUUGCAGACCAAAGACUUGAAGUAGUGUAUCCAAUAAUCCAAAAAUUCAAGUCCACCAUCACCUCAGAUCCACUAGGAGUGACCAAAACUUGGGUAGGAUCAGAUAUAUGCAGCUACAAAGGCUUCUACUGUGACAUUCCCCCAGACAAUAGUUCUGCCACUGCUUUGGCUUCUAUUGACUUAAAUGGUUUCCAACUAUCUGCUUCCACCCUUGAUGGCUUCAUUGAUAAUCUCCCUGAUAUUGCUCUCUUCCAUGCUAAUUCCAACAAUUUUGGUGGCACAAUCUCACCCCAAAUAGCCAAACUCCCUUACCUAUAUGAGCUUGAUGUUAGCAACAACCAAUUAUCUGGUCCAUUUCCCACUGCUGUUCUAGGCAUGAACUCUUUAACAUUCUUGGACUUAAGGUUCAAUUCUUUUUCUGGGGAAGUUCCACCACAAAUUUUCACACAAAACCUCCAAGUCCUUUUCAUAAACAACAACAUCUUCACUCAAGGGUUGCCUGAUAACUUAGCCUCCACUCAUAUUCUCUUGCUCACCUUAGCAAACAACAAGUUCAUGGGUCCAAUUCCAAGAAGUCUUCCCAAGGCUUUGGCCACUCUAAGUGAAGUGCUUUUACUAAACAACCAGUUAACAGGUUGUUUGCCUUAUGAGAUUGGUUUUCUCGAAGAGGCCACAGUGUUUGAUGCUGGCAACAACCAGUUAACUGGUCCUUUGCCUUUAUCUUUGAGUUGUCUUGAGAAGGUGGAGGUGCUCAAUUUGGGUGGUAAUAUGUUGUAUGGCAUGGUGCCAGAAGUGGUGUGUGUAGGAUUGGUGAAUUUGGUAAACUUUUCAUUAUCUGAUAACUAUUUCACACAUGUGGGGCCACUUUGUAGGAUGCUGAUUCAGAGAGGGGUUCUUGAUGUUAGGAACAAUUGUAUUCCUGAUCUUCCGUUUCAGAGAUCAGUGAUGGAGUGUGCUGAGUUCUUUGCAACACCAAGGAUGUGUCCCUUCAUGUGGUUUCAUGGUCUCAUCCCUUGUAAGCUUCCUUUUCAACAUUCCAUUCACAAUUAGAUGCCCAAGGCAUUUGGGUUGCAAUUCUUUGUUUUUCUUUUCUUUAACUUCCUGUGUAAUGUAUAAUUGGAACUGAGCUUUGUGAUGAUCCGUCUAUCCAUGUUCUGAGAUAAUUUCUAUAUUUCAAGUCAAUGUGUGCAUCAUAGCCAUUAUAUGGCAGAUUAAAACUUCCAUCCAGUCAUUGAAAUU
Messenger RNA from Glycine soja, 1636 nucleotides. RefSeq lists its product as uncharacterized. The coding region runs from base 140 to 1447 and encodes 435 amino acids. Gene Ontology annotation, molecular function: protein binding. NCBI's taxonomy places the organism in Eukaryota, Viridiplantae, Streptophyta, Magnoliopsida, Fabales, Fabaceae. The record is from RefSeq and is a predicted model, not a curated record. The transcript has a single exon.